Amoebophrya sp. A25 is the source of this 995-nucleotide messenger RNA. NCBI's taxonomy places the organism in Eukaryota, Dinophyceae, Syndiniales, Amoebophryaceae. The record is from the annotation of a GenBank genome assembly.
AUGUCUAUCUCGCGAAACUGUUUGCGUUUUUAUGUGGUUCUGUACGCACGACAGUCUUCAUAUGGCCAGCAUAAAAGAGGUUAAGCACAUAAAGAUAGAAAUCCCCAUUUUGAAAUUCUAAGGCGUUAAAGUAGGUACUUAACGAGGUAGUUUGAAUAGAUAGGUUGGUUGUGGCAGUCUAGUAGGCUGCUGUGUGGGCGGACGCUGCCAACAGGGUCACGAGUGCAGCAUGAGGAGGCCCGCCGUCACCCCUUCUGGAGCUCUGAGCGCAAAGGCCUCAAGCUGAGGGGACAAACCUUGGGCCUCGGCUUCUUCAAAGCUUCGGAAGCUUCUCCAAUGUUUCGCAAAAAAAGCAGCAUUGUGGUGGAGCAAAAAAGUGGCACUUUUUUCGGGAGGCAGUUUUUCGGAUCUUUAUGGUGUUUCAAGGUUAAAACUAUAAAAAGACACAAAUUUUCUGAACCAAAAAAGAGGCGCCUCUUUUUGCAAAAAGUUCCGGAAGGUUCCGGAGCUUGAAGAGAGCAAAGAUCAAGGGCUGCUCCAUGAGCUUGAGGCCUCUGCGGACAGCUGCUCAAGCAUGAGACAGCCGUGGGCCUUCCCACACUCCACCCCUGACCCUCUUGCCCCAGCAGCCUAUUACACUAGACUGCCACAGCCAACCUAUCUACUUAAGCCACCUAGUGAAGUAGCUACUUUAACGCCUUAGAAAAUCAAAAAUGUGGAUUUAUAUCUUUUGGUGCAUAACCUCUUUGAUGCUGGCCAUACUUCAGAAUUGUCGUGGAGGGAAACUUCUGCGUUUAACAUGUAGGUUGAAUAAAAGUAGUCCUGCGGCAGCAAAAUCAAGAUAUUGCAAAUCGAAAUGUAGUCACAAGAUCCUUGGACAAUGUUGACAAAGAACUUUGAUCAUUGAAAGUGGAGGAUUUUGAUAUUUGUAUCUGAGUGGAUUUUGAUCUCUGUUGAACUUGAAGGAGGUAGAUAUAUAAGUAGACAUGCACGCC